Etheostoma spectabile (orangethroat darter) is the source of this 1551-nucleotide messenger RNA. RefSeq names its product cellular repressor of E1A-stimulated genes 2 (gene creg2). The coding region runs from base 66 to 908 and encodes 280 amino acids. The transcript has 4 exons. The record is from RefSeq and is a predicted model, not a curated record. NCBI's taxonomy places the organism in Eukaryota, Metazoa, Chordata, Actinopteri, Perciformes, Percidae.
CGUGUUACGAAAGCAAAAUACACGUGAGGUUGUAAACAAACGAGUGGACGAGGGCGGUCAUUGACAUGACGGCCCGUUACUUUCACUUGGCAGUGUUUGCCAAUGUCCUGUGUUUGUGUCAAAGCUACACCCUGAGGAGCUCCGUGUCCUGGGUCGUCUCCUCCAACGAUGUGGUGGAGGACGCGGACCUGUCGGAUGAGGUCGCCCCGGCUUUGCUGGUGGAUGGCGCGGGGCUGUGGAAGCAGGCGUAUCCGUCCUCGAGCGUCCUCGGAGACAGCGUGGAGAGCCCGGGAGAGCUCGUCAAGCCGGACAACGAGAAUGUGGCGCAGAUCUCAUCUCGCCUGUUUUCAUAUCGGCUGGAGAAGGUGAAGAAGUCCGGCAGCAGCAGUCCCCCUCCGCACCAAGAGACCGCCAGGACUGCUAGAUACAUAGCUCAUUACAGUGACUGGGGACAUCUGUCCACCAUUUCAACUCAAGACAAGAUCAAAGGUCUCCCUUUUGGGAACAUCUUCUCAGUCAGUGAUGGACCGUUGGACAACAGCACUGGAGUCAUCUAUUUUUAUGUGACUCCGAUGGACAACACUGUAUCAGACCUGAAAAGUAACCCCUACGCUUCUCUCACAUUCUCAGAGGCUGAGGGAGAAUUCUGCAGGCAAAUGGUGUAUGAGGCAGAAGAUCCAAGAUGUGCUCGACUCACACUAACAGGCAAGAUGGUGGAGGUAGCCCCAGAGGAGCUCAUGUUUGCAAAGGAGGCAAUGUUUUCAAGACAUCCUGCUAUGGCGAAGUGGCCAGUGGGACACAAGUGGUUCUUCAUGAAGUUGGAGUUGAUCCAGGUCUGGCUGCAGGACUGGAUCGGAGGCAUAUCGCUGAUUCCACUGGAGGACUACUUUAAAGCUACGCCUUUCUGAGAACAUCCCUCUUUCUGCAUCAUGUCAGCCUGUACAGAUCAGUUCAGCUGUCCACACCACAGACGUCAAUCUCAUAAAGGGCAAGAAUGUGUGAAGCAGCACUGUGCAAAGAAUAUUUUUACAUAUUCAAAGUUCUGUUGCUAUUUUAAUUUGUGAAAGUGAUUUAUUCUUCACUUUUUCGCUUUCGCCCUGCAAAAUCCAUUUUCUGUGUUUGGUGUGUGAAUGUAUUAAAAGCCAGUAGGCUAAAUUAUUGAAUGGUCACAGUCAUUAUUAUAUUCUUUAUAAACAUGGUCUAUCUUAUGAGUUUGCAUUAAAACGUGUGCUCUUUGAAAAAUAAAUGAAUGUUAGCACUCACAAUUGCCGUGCAUACUAAAGAAAAUAUGAAUUUGUAGUAGUCAGUUAGUUCAAAGGGAAAUGUUAUAUCAACUUUUCUGAGCUCUGGUGUUUCAUCUUGAGACAAAAAUGGCAAUUAGGAGUUCAAGUUAAGUUUUAUUAUUUAAUCUAGUACCUGAAAAUAAUAUAUAAAUAUAAUAACUAUAAUAUAAUAAUAUUAUGCCUAAAGUGAGAUUGUUUUGUGAACUGCAGUUUCCAAGGUUAAAAAUGAUCUAUAAUCCCAAAUUAGCAAUAUGUGUUGGUACUGCGU